GAUCCGGAGAGCUGGAAGGAGAUCGUAUGCCGAGGACCCCUGUACUUCUGCACUGUUCAGGAACUUUUGAGUAGCCCCAUUUUCGAUUCGUCAGUGAGUAGUGAAAGAGAACUCCCUGUCAUGUACCACCGCAAAGUGUAAAGACGAUAUUAGGGAGCUCAUAGUCAUUUUAGUUUGUGACCGGUUCGUCAAACCAGCAGGAUGACAUCAGUGAGAGAGAAUAGCCAACUCCUGAUGGCCGUUAUCGAAGGCCUAUCGACAGGAGGAGUGGCACGGGAAUCAGAGAAGGAGCGCCUGAUGAAAAAGUAUGAGAGCGCCGACCGGGCAAUCGACCAGGUUGUUGAUGAGCACCAUGAUGCGCUGACGCAGUCCAUCAGAUCCUACACCAAGAUCUCUGCUAAUCUCAUCGCAUCCCAGCAGCGGGUCACGUUCCUGAAGGAGAGCUUGGUGAAAUGCAAGAAACUACUUCAUUGCAAGCGCGGCUAUCUGCUGAAGUUAUGGCUGGAGUGCCGUGAGCAGCGGGAGAUUCUCAAGAUCCUCGACAAGAUUGAGGAGGUCAAGGGUGUGCCCGAGCAGGUCAACCGUCACCUGGCUAACAAGCACUAUCUGCUGGCUACGAAGAUGGUCACAAGAAACGUAAAACUCCUCGAGGACGACUUGGGCUCAAUCGAGGCACUGCGGGAGCUGCGCUGUGAUAUGCGUGACCUGAAGGAGACCCUACACAACACAUUGAUUGAUGAACUACACCGGCAUCUCUACACCGUGGCUGCAGCAAAGUGUAGACGGACAAUGGAAAGCCGACAACAGAGCAGUUCUCGCGCACGCUCAAUAGGCCACUCUGGCUCCCAUAGCUUCUUCACAACAUCACCGGUCCCAAUGGAUUUUGCCGUUGACUUUCCCAAUCAAAAGCAGGACCUAAAUGCCUUGAGCUGCGCUAACACAACUGGCUUGAUGGAGCUGGACCCAGACACGCUGGAAGACAAAAUGACGGCCGACCCCGAAGAGGACUCUACACACUUCAUGCUCAUCCUGGUCCACUCGCUAUCCAUCCUAAACAAGAUUCCGGACACUAUCGAUCGUAUCAUUGUGCGCAUGGACACUGAAUUUACCAAGCUGGUGCAGUCGCUGAUCGAAGAGAUUGCAGCAAGAACUGAGGAACAUGGAGAUACUGUCUAUUUUACUGCUGAAGCUGACAGACCUGGCCAACAGAAGCUGCUUCUUCAGCUAUUGCGUUUGGCGUUUGAGCGCUUCCAGGCGGUAGCGCUGGCGCACAACACAUUGCUAGGGCAGUUCAAAGCAGUCAUGUUGUAUUCCGGAAUAAGCAUACCGCUCUACAAUAUGGAGGAAGUCUGGUCAUCUGUGCAAUUUGUGUUGCAAGCUCUCUUGGGCGAGUACUUCGAUGUCAAGAACUCGCAAAGUAACCGCGAUGCAACCAACUUUCACUCAAUCUCGAAUAUGUCGCAGUACUUUGACAACAGUGGGAAGAAGAAGUCAAUGCAAAGGCGAAAUAAAUCCCUGUUCGCGUUUGACUCGUCCACCAUAGCGUUGACAGUGCAAUCUGUGCAAGCUAGUGCCAAUGGUGAAGACAUCACAGCUCUUGGCAGAGAAUAUAUGCCGGAUGCUCCAGAAGACAAGCCUCCGUUCAAAUUUCUCUGCAAGCCGCACCCGGAGAAUGUCACUGUUGUGUUCAAUGAGCUGCUGCUGAUCACUAGCGUCCUGAAAGACCUUCUCAGCAUACCAACUGAACAACACUGUCCACUGUCAGAGUUUGUUGAAGACUUUGUCAAUGUCACGUAUCUCAAUCGCAUUCGCAGUGAUACUCGUGACAAGGUCAUCGUUGCAACAGAAGGUGGUGAUGCGUUCAAGGUUAUUCUGACUGAUGACGGUGGAGCUAAGAAGGCUGGUCCGUCCAAACCAGUUUUCCAAGGAGCGGUGUCCGUAGUGCAGCUGUUCGCUCGCUUCCGCUCCUUGCUAGCACAACUGCCGUCGUUCCGGCCGCAGAUUCUUGACGUUGUCAUUGGCGUUGUGGACAUGUUUCGCAAGUCAACUCUUGACUCAUUCAGAAGGCUGGCCAAGCCGUGUGGUGUUGAUGCGCUGGUGCUGAGUGCAUCCUGGACCAGCGACACACUGGUACUUGCUGCUUUCUUUUCAUUCCAUAGCUGGACAGAGCAACCGGUUGGCCCUAAGCAGGCUGGUGCUGCUCCAGAGGCAACACAGGCGUCGAAAACGUUUGCCGCCUCACCACACACCCAGGAAACUGAAUACCUCAAGAAGUUCUUGAGAGAUACAUCUGACACAGAAGAGUGCAAGCUUCGUGCUGGGAAUAUCAUGUCUCUGUCGGAAUCUACCUUUGGAAUGCUGGCAUGUACACAGGAAAGUUUGGAAUGGACAUACAACUGCUACGUGAAGGAGGAAACUCGACCCAAUGACACCGACCCGGAAGAAGUGUCACGCCACGAGUUCAUACAGGAUUUGAAGCGGCAGUUGGUUGAGAUGUCUCAGCGAGUGCUGGUCAUUCUGCACAUUGAACUGCGCUUCCAAUGUUACUAUUACCUUCGCCACAUCCUGCAGAGAAGAAAUUAUGUCUGCAAAGAGAACGACUCCAUUGACUCGGCUAUCAUGGACGUUAACAAGUUCUUGAGCGGAGUGGAAGAAGCCCUGUCGCCUCACCUACAGCCGAUGAAAAUGAAGUACUUGCUCUCUGGUUUGGGACACUUCAUGGCAUCUCUCAUCCUCGAUGCCUGCUAUCACAUCAAAGAGCUCAAUCGGCAUGGCAUUAAAAAACUAUGCCGGAUGAUCUUCUCAAUUCAGCAGAACCUCACCAACCUGACCAUGGCGAGGGAAGUUGAGCUGGAUCGUGCACGCCAGUACUGCGAACUCUUCCAUUUGCAUGCCGAUGAACUGUGCCGAGUCAUCUUGGAUCAUGGUCGCAUCUUCUCCGACGAGCAGUACAAGACAGCAUUGCGCCUGAUGAUCCUGCAAGGUCAGGCGAAGAAAGCCGUGUCUUUCAAUGAAUACUGGUCUAAGGUGCAGGGCGCCUUGGCUGGCAAACGUCAGUAAUACUAGCACCCCCUCCUCACCAGGGCGCCUUGGCUGGCAAACGUCAGUAGGAGCGUACCCUCCUCACCGUCUCGCCCAGCAUGCUGUCAGAUUUUCUUCCUUGCAUGUUUCAUCUUUGUUGUUCUCUAGCGCUUGAAUAUUUCUCUUCUAUCAGUGUUGUAUUAGAUCUGAAAUAUUUUCCCCUAUCUAACAUUUUGCCCGCGUUGUGCUGUGUGAGCUGCGCCACACCUCGCUUGACUUUCCUGUUGACGCCCCCGACCUGCCCAGCCUCCGUGUGUAUUGUCUUCACUCAAGAGUGUUCCAUUGUCGUCCCCCCCCCCCCCCUCUGCUCUAUCGGAAACAGAUCACUAUCCUAUCUAAUCCAGUGUGUGAUGAUAGGCUUCCGUCUUCUGUCUUUUGUCUAUGCUGCAAACAAACACGCUACGCAGGUUCAAUAGCCGAACUGCCACGGCAUAUAUUAUACUUUUUCUGCACCCCAUGAAAAAGCAUGAAAUCCAUACCUCCUUGACUACUUGUAUUUUAAUUUACUAUCCACUAUUAUUCCUAGGCCACCGAUUAAAGGAAUGAAUUUGAUGAUAUGAAGAGAUCAGAUUUAGUUCACAAACACCUUGUCACUAUUCGGUUUGUUAUUAUUUGGGAGCCCUAUUUUGAAUUGACCCACGCUCUUUUCUUGCAUUUUUCUUCGCAGUUUGAUUGUGCUUGAUGUUGUUGAAUGUUCCUUGGAAUAAACUUAUCAUUCAGUGUCGAU
Sycon ciliatum is the source of this 3808-nucleotide messenger RNA. RefSeq names its product exocyst complex component 4-like. Gene Ontology annotation, biological process: Golgi to plasma membrane transport; exocytosis. Gene Ontology annotation, cellular component: exocyst. The record is from RefSeq and is a predicted model, not a curated record. The transcript is spliced from 35 exons. NCBI's taxonomy places the organism in Eukaryota, Metazoa, Porifera, Calcarea, Leucosolenida, Sycettidae. Bases 202 to 3060 code for a protein of 952 amino acids.